AUGAGAAACUAUAGCCGCAAUACGUGAACCAAAGAGGUGAAAUAUAGGCAGGCAGACGAAGCCAUUGUUAAUCUUGUUAAUGAAUUAGGAGUAAAACGGUGAACGAAAAUAGCUCGGAGUCUGGAAGAAAAUUAUGGGAUAAAAGGAAGGUAAUUUUUAAAUCAGAACUGGUAAGCAAUGCAGAGAAAGAUGGUUCAAUCACCUUGAUCCAAACAUAAACAGCGAAAAGUGGACCUUGGAAGAAGAAAAAGUUCUGUUUGAGUGCCAAAAAAAGUAUGGAAAUUGCUGAACCAAAAUGACAGAGUUCCUCCCUGGGAGGACUGAUAACGCAAUAAAAAAUUAUUUUUACAGUACAUUGAGGAGAAACCUGAGAAGAUAUACCAUUAAAUUUACCAUUAAUUAUUUAUUUUAGUGCUUUUGUCCAUUUAUUUCUAAUAAUUAUCUGUUAUAAAAGCUCAAAAUUGACUUAAAAAUGAAUACAAUAAAAAAAAGCCUAAGAGUCAACAAAUUCAUGGAAAAGUCCAAGAAUUAAUUAAAGUUCCUGAGCUUGCCAAUUUACUUACAAGGCACUCGGAGAGGAAGAAAACCCCUUCAGAAAAACUAUCAUCGUAAUUCCCAAUUAGUAUUAAAGUUGAAAUCCCAAAACCCAUACCAAUGUCUUCCAAAGAGAAAAAAAAUAAACAGUCAAAAAUUGAAGAAGAGUCUCAGCUGCUUUUGUCCCUGCAUCAGACGAAAGAUCCAGAAGGUAUUUGAAUGAAAAGAGAAGGCAAUAAUAGUGAUAUAGAAGCUCCUCAAGCUAUAAAUGAUAGAGCCGCUGUCCAGCCACGCAGCUUCCCAAAUCCUAAUUCUCUACCAUGCAUGAAUAUAGGAUUUAUUUCGUUUGUUACGAACUUAAGGAACUGAUGUGAUCUCUGUUUAAAUAGCCAAAAUGAAAUGGCAGAUAAUAAAGGCUGCGGAGUUCACAUAAAAAGUGAGGAUAUAAAGAAGCCGGACUGUUUUUUAGAUUCUCCAAUAUAA
Messenger RNA from Blepharisma stoltei, 1017 nucleotides. The record is from the annotation of a GenBank genome assembly. NCBI's taxonomy places the organism in Eukaryota, Ciliophora, Heterotrichea, Heterotrichida, Blepharismidae.